Trichomonas vaginalis G3 is the source of this 655-nucleotide messenger RNA. RefSeq lists its product as uncharacterized. The annotation marks the transcript as partial. The record is from RefSeq and is a predicted model, not a curated record. NCBI's taxonomy places the organism in Eukaryota, Parabasalia, Trichomonadida, Trichomonadidae. The transcript has a single exon.
AUGUACAGAAUAGAUGUUUCAGAUUUUUAUGACUUCCAAGCAUUCAGAAAUAUGUGUCCAUUUAGAGACUAUAACAAAGCAGUCGAGAAUUUGAAACGUUUAGUCAUUUAUGUUGACUCUGCCCCAGAAUGUUAUGUCAUGAAAGAAUGGGAUGUUGUCUUUAACAAACCAAGAGCAACAAUAGUGUCUGAACAAGAAUGUAGACAGAAACUUAAGAAAAUAAAAGUUGUACAAGUUGGCAUGAAGAUGUUAGAUGCUUGGGAUAUCUUAUUGUCAAAACUUGAAGAUUUUUCAGUUCGUGGUAUAAAGUUUUAUACACCUUCUCCAAACUUCUAUUCUAUCUUCACUGGAUAUAAAUAUGAACAAGUAGAAUGGAAAGAAAAUAUUAUAGAAGCUUGGUUAGACCAUGUCAAAGAAAUUAUAUGCAAUGGAAACGAAAAGGUUUAUGAGUAUAUCUUAUGUUGGUUUGCAAACAUCUUACAACAUCCAAGUGCUAAAAAUGAAACUGCUCUCAUUAUAAUUGGAAAACAAGGAACUGGUAAGAAUACUUUCUUUACAGAUAUUUUGUGCAAACUGUUAGAAGGUUAUUCGAACCCUAAUAUGACAAACUUAGAAAACAUCUGCGGUAAAUUUAACUCUUCAAUUGAGAAUAUGA